AUGUUCUUUUAUACAAAGAUAUUUUCAAAACGUCCCAACCGUCUUACCAGCGAUCACCUCCCCCGACAAAGAUUUACCAACAUAAUUUCGGAAAGUCUGUCUGUCUAUCUGUCUAUCUAUCUAUCUAUCUAUCUAUCUAUCUAUCUAUCUAAUGCUCUCUCUCUCUCUCUCUCUCUCUCUCUCUCUCUCUCUCUUUUGUUUCUAUCUAUCUAUCUAUCUAUCUAUCUAUCUAUCUAUCUAUCCAAGUCUGUUUAUAUCUAUUUAUUUUUUACUUUUUCCUUUUUUCUCGUUUAUUCCUUUCUGCAUUCAUUCUCUCAAUCUCGCCUCUUCUCAGUUAUUCUUUAUGUCUCCAUCUAUCUUUUUAUCAUUCAUUUUUCCUCGAAUGAUAUACUUUUCUCACUACUUCAUACUUUCUUUUUUUCUUUUCGCUCGCUCUUUGUCUCUUUCGUUGAUUGCAUUACCGUUAUUUUUCUUUUUUAUUUGAUUUCAUUAAUCCAUCCUAUCUAUCUAUCUAUCUAUCUAUCUAUCUAUCUAAGGCUAUUCAUAUCUAUCUACCUAUCUCUAUAUCUAUCUAAGGCUGUUCAUAUCUAUCUGUCUAUCUAUCUAUCUAUCUAUCUAUCUAUCUAUCUAUCUAUCUAUCUAUCUAAGGCUGUUCAUAUCUAUCUAUCUAUCUAUCUAUCUAUCUAUCUAUCUAUCUAUCUAAGGCUGUUCAUAUCUAUCUAUCUAUCUAUCUAUCUAUCUAAGGUUGUCCAUAUCUAUCUAUCUAUAUUUAAGGCUGUUUAUAUCUAUCUAUCUAUCUAUCUAUCUAUCUAUCUAAAGCUGUUCAUAUCUAUCUAUCUAUCUAUCUAUCUAUCUAUCUAUCUAUCUAUCAAUCUAUCUAUCUAUCUAUCUAUCUAUCUAAGGCUGUUCAUAUCUAUCUAUCUAACUAGCUAG
Acanthosepion pharaonis is the source of this 933-nucleotide messenger RNA. The record is from the annotation of a GenBank genome assembly. NCBI's taxonomy places the organism in Eukaryota, Metazoa, Mollusca, Cephalopoda, Sepiida, Sepiidae.